AGAACAUGUAGUUUCACAAGGCUGCCACGUCCUACAGCGGUCAGCGGCUAUUCAAACUUCAAGAUGGCGGACAUGGAUCACUUAGACGCCACCGAAGAUGUGGCGUUGAAUUUUGGAGACGAGGAUGAAAUUUUAAAUAGGAAAAAGAAAUUCAGAAAACCCGUCGUUACCGUCUUCCAUCUUCUUUUCCGAGUGGCAGCAAUCAUUGCUUACCUUCUGUGUGGUUGGUUCAGUGAUAGUUUCAUAACAAACUUUGUUGUCAUAGUUCUGCUUUUAUCAUUUGACUUCUGGACUGUCAAGAACGUCACAGGACGGUUAUUAGUGGGACUUAGAUGGUGGAACUAUGUAGAUGAAGAUGGAAACAGCCAUUGGGUGUUUGAGUCAAGAAAGAGUGAUAAGCAGGUGACUACAGCUGAAUCGCGUGUCUUCUGGCUUGGUUUGGUAAUUUGUCCCCUCAUUUGGACAUUCUUUCUAGUGGCUGCACUGUUUUCACUGAAAUUUAAGUGGCUGCUGGUUGUUGCAGUAGGCCUUUCUUUAAAUGUUGCAAACCUGAUUGGUUAAGUGCGCUGUAAGAAAGACGCUGGAAAGAAGAUCAAGAGUUUUGCAGGAAAUUUCUUGGGAAGACAGCUGCUCAACCAGCAGGUACAGGUAAACCCUCCUCCUCGUAAUCAACUUCCUGGAAGAUUUCUCAUACAAAAUCGUUCUAGUCCUGUUCCUCGACUCUUGCCAUGGGGGCAGCAGACACCCAGUAGCAGCCGAGAAGUUCCAGUUAUGUAGUUUAUAAUACUCAUUCUAGCAAGAGCAGGAGGAGAGGUGGGGGGGAAUAAACUGACAUAUGAAAACUGUAGGAUGUACAGUUGAAAAUUUUUUUUCAAUCAGGAAUUUGAAGAAGACAUAUCUGGUAUGGGUCACUUGUUUUUGACCCUUCAAAUAUAACGUAACUAAACUGCCAACAGAUUCAAUCCAGCAUGAUUUCAAUGACAAUAUCAAUUACUGUAGCUUACAUCCCUGGGGCUUCUUUUUUAAAUCAACUUGUGAUUUCUUCACUUGUAGAUCUCUAAUUUUCUUGUCAAUUGAAAAUAUCGGAAGUUCAAGAGAAGAAGCUUCCCAACAAUUUCUUAACUCCUGAACCUACAUUGUAGAUAUACAGUUAUACAUCCCGGUUAAUCCUAAGCUACUGUUAAGAAAUGUUUUAAAAAGUUCUCUAAAUAAAGUUUUGGAAUACAUUUACUUGUCAUGGGUAUCGAUAGAUGUAAUUAUUUGUUAGGUAUUUUAGGGAAAAUCAAGUAGGAUCAAGAAUCAAAUGUUUGCUAGUAAACAGUCUAUUUAUAGACAUUUACUCACAAAUUUAUUGGUCAAUCCUCUUGAUAGAAUCUAUUUUUAUUAGUUUAUCAAAGACUGAGUAGAAAUGCAAAUUUCAUUGAAAGUUCUUUCUGUUUGGUCUUCGAUAUUAAACUUUAAAAAAAAAAAAAAAAAAAAAAAAUAAAAACACCUCAAUACUGAGAUUUAAUUUUCUCAAAAAAUAAAAGGAUAUUAAAAGUUACUGGUCUUUUCCCCCACUGAAAACAGAUUGAUUACUUAAUUAAAAAAAGCAUAGUUUUCACUUGGAUCAAAAAAAGUGUUAGAAGAGGUGAGAUUGACGUUAUCCUUUUAGAAAGUGUCCUUGUUUCUAUUUAUUGUAUAUUACAGCUUUAGAUGAGUUAAAAGGAGUUAUUGAAUCUUUCAGUUUGAGUGUCUAAAGUAAUCCAGAAAUGUAUUACUAUGUUCUUGUCUGAAAAACUGUUACGUUCAUGUUAGAAACGUUCCCGAUAGUUCAAAUAUUAUUAAAAGAAAUGAUUAGAUACUCA
Stylophora pistillata is the source of this 1847-nucleotide messenger RNA. RefSeq names its product Golgi apparatus membrane protein TVP23 homolog B. Gene Ontology annotation, biological process: protein secretion; vesicle-mediated transport. Gene Ontology annotation, cellular component: Golgi membrane. NCBI's taxonomy places the organism in Eukaryota, Metazoa, Cnidaria, Anthozoa, Scleractinia, Pocilloporidae. The record is from RefSeq and is a predicted model, not a curated record.